Molecule: messenger RNA, 915 nt
Organism: Funneliformis geosporum
Lineage: Eukaryota; Fungi; Glomeromycota; Glomeromycetes; Glomerales; Glomeraceae
Source: the annotation of a GenBank genome assembly
AUGUGGGAAGAAAAACCAAUUUAUAGCUCGAAACUAACCUAUCUCAAAAUUCCAUACUAUAAUUCACUUUUAAGUAAGAAAAUUGAAGGCAUUGUAAGAACAUGCCCAAAUAUAAUUCAUUUGAAUUUCGAAAAUUGUGUGGGUUUUAGUAAUAGAGCAUUAAAUCAGCUUAAAGCAUACCCCAAUCUGAGAUAUCUUAAUUUAUGUCAUAGUGGUAUUAUGGGUGAUAAAGCUUUAUGUAGAAUGGUGGGAUUAUGUCGUAAAAUAAAAUAUCUAAAUAUUUUUUUCUGCCAAGGCAUUACUAAUAGAUCUUUAAUCAAAAUUGCAGAAAGUUGUCAAGCUUUACAAGAGUUUCAUUUUGCUUGUACGCAUUUGAUUUCUGAAAGAUUUAUAAGUCAUAUCUUAAACUUAUGCCUAAAUUUACGAAGAUUCAGUAUUCUGGGUAGCUGUCGAAGAAAAAAUAGAUGUGAUAUAUUAGUAGAAAAACAUUUUACUUUAGAAAAACACCUUAAUGUAGAGAAACAUCUUAGUGUAGAGUAUCUUGAUUUUGGUAGGUGUGUUUACGUCGCUGAGACUUCAAUUUGCAAUACCAUUCAUUCCUGUCUAAAUCUCCAAUAUCUCAAUCUUAAUUUUUGUGAAAUUACUGAUGUAAUUAUCAAAGAAAUUUCUUGUUUGUGUCUUUAUUUAAAACAUCUUAAUCUGGAGGGGUGUGUUAAUAUUACUAAAGAAGCCAUAGAUCAGCUAAUUUCAUUUAAUCCAAAUAUUUAUGUCGAGAAUUUCAUGAAUUCUAUGGAUAUGCGAGCUGAAUUAGAUCAAGAGAUAAGAGGGCUAUAUAACACUCGGCAUAGAGUUGGUAAUAUCCAGAAUUCAGUUUUAUCUCAGAUAUAUCGUGACCUAAUUCCAAUUCAUCUAUAA